UUGGCAGCGCCGGGUGGGGCAGGGCCACAGGCUCCUACAACAGCCCCUAGCUGGUGACCCCUCCCGGGGGGCGGUGCAUCCAGCCCAGUGUCCAGGGCUCCCCCAGUGCACUGCCUUCGCAGAGUCCUGGGCUCGUAGGUGUUACCCCAGUACAGAUGUUCCACAAUGACUUCCCUGUAAGGCAGAGCAACCAGGGCAGCCUUCCCUCCAGCCCCACAGCAAGGAGGCCUACGUGGAGUACCUGAAGAGCAUCAGCUACAUUUCCCAGGCCCUGCUGGAGGAAGCAGCAGCAGCGAAAGGCGGGAGCGACGCCGUGAUGCCCGACACCCCAAAGAUGCUGAAGCUCGCCGAGCAGUGCUUGGAGCGAGCCAAGUCCAGUGCCGCCGUGCCCGGGAAGGUGAAGCCAGCGGCCCACGAGAGGGGCCCCAGCCCUGCUCCCAUCUCCAGGCACCGCAGGGUCUUCUCGGAUGAGGGGGGGAAGCUGUCUCCCUUCCUCCCCCCAGAGAUCUUCCAGAAGCUGCAGAUCACCAAAGCUCAGGGCACUAAAAAGGAGCUCACCCCCCUGGAGGAGGCUUCGCUGCAGAACCAGAAGCUGAGAGCUGCUUACGAGGCCCGGGUGGCGCGGCUGAACCCCAGCCAGGCUGUGCAGAAGACUGCCCUGACGCUGUCCCUCCAGCGGCAGAUGAUGGAGAACCUGGUGAUUGCCAAAGCCCGGGAGGAGACGCUUCAGAGGAAGAUGGAGGAGCGCAGGCUGCGGCUGCAGGAAGCUGCCAACAGGAGGUUCUCCAGCAGCAUCGCCCUCACCCCCGAGGAGCAGGAGCAGAGGGCGCUCUAUGCUGCCAUCCUGGAGUACGAGCAGGACCAUGAGUGGCCGAAGCUGUGGAAAGCCAAGCUGAAGAAGAACCCGACAGAUCUGUCUCUGGUGUCCGGCCUCAUCUCCCACCUCCUCAGCUUCCCCGAGCACCCCAUUUCCCAGCUCUUGAAGAAGCUCCAGCAUGUGAUCUACAGCAGGCUGUACCCCGUGGUGAGCCAGAACCUCGCUGACCUCAGCACUGCUUCCAGGACCUCCAGGGGCUUCUCCUCCCUCUCGCUGGACGCUGAGGGACUGCUGACCCCAGCGCCUGGGGGCCGGAGACUGAGGUCCUCCCAGAGCCUGUACUGCAUGGCCUCCGUCCAGGAGAACAAGGUGAACUUGGGACACAGCCUGUGCACACCGCCCCUGAGCGAGGGCCUGGGGACAGAGAGCAGCCCGCAGGAAGAGGCGCCUGCCCGCCUGGCCGACCGAGAGGGCUCCUUCGAGGACCUGGAACGGUUCCUGGCAGCGCCCGAGACCUGGCCCACUGGCCCCCCAGCGGAGCCCCAGGCCCCAGCUGAGAAGGAGGCCUCUCUGCAGGAGCAGCUGAAAGCCAUCGUGAAGGACAUUCACAACUCAGUGGACAGGCUGCUCUCCCUGACCCUGCUGGCUUUCGAGGGCCUGAACACCGCCUCCUCCAAGGACCAGUGCCUGGCGCGCAUUGAGGAAGCCUUCUUCUCGCCCCUCUGGGCUCCCCUGCUGGCCCUCUACAGGAGGGUCUACCAGGCCCGGGAGGUGGCCCUGGCAAGGAGCAUGGAGCGCCACAGGAACGUGCCCCCUUCGGAAAUAGGCGUCUCCGCUAACCUCUUCCCCCCGCCCAGCAACGGCCACGCAGCAGGUUCCUACCCUUACAGCACAGCGGUGCAGGAGCUGGGGCUGAUCCUUCUGGAGAGCUGCCCGCAGAGGAAGCUGGAGUGCAUUGUGCGAGCCCUUCGUGUGAUCUGCGAGUGCGCCGAGGAGUACUGCGCUGCCCGGGAGAACCGGCCCCAGCCCGCGUCCGCGGCCAUCGGCGCCGACGACCUCUUGCCCAUCCUGUCCUACGUGGUGCUGAAGAGUAACCUCCCCCAGCUGGUGGCGGAAUGCGCGGCGCUGGAGGAGUUUAUCCACGAAGGGUACCUGAUCGGAGAGGAGGGUUACUGCCUGACCUCCCUGCAGAGCGCACUGUCCUAUGUGGAGUCCUUGCACAGAGAAGCCAUGGUGAAGUAAUGGGGCUUCACGUCCGCCUGCUGAGCAGAUGGGCCCCGCCCUGAUCACUCAACCCCCCCUCGGCUGGGAGAUGCAGCCGACACACGUCUUCCGGAGACACUGCCUGGGGCCCGACUUGAAGAGAGAGGCCCAGACGUUCCCCCCUUCCCUACCCCUUUGUCCUGCCUGCUGUGAAGGGCAGGGCAUGUUUUGUGCAAUGUUUUGGGGUGGCAGUGACCCGGGGUUGCUGCUUGGGUUGCUCUGCACCUGUCAUGCUAACUGUAACCACUGCGGAGCGAGGGGAGAACGGGCUGCUGGCGGGAUUCGACCAGUGACUGCUACUGUUAGGGCCUGUCUUGAUGCUUUUUAGGAGCCUGUCUUUGCUGCUUUUGUGUGGGGCUUCCUCCAGCCUCCCCCUGGAGCACAGGGACAGGGAGGGGGGGCUGCAGGAGGCGGUUACUGUCCUGCCAUCCUUUCCCCCAACUGGGAGGGACGGCCUGGAGGGCUCUCGGCCCGGACAGCUGCCCUUGCUGGAUCUAGGGAGGGCUUUGAGCUGAGCACAGGGUCUCCUUGGGGGCCACCAGGCCUGGCCAGGGCGAGUGUUGGCUGUUGGUGAGGGAGGCCUGGAACAGGCCCCAGCUUUGUGACUCCUCGUCUCGAAUGUUGCCUGUGUGGCCACUGCAGGGUCCCUGGGCGCUGCAGCUUCCGGCACGGACGGUUUCAUCCUCUAAGGGACAUUGACCGCGUGCUGCCAGGAGCUGGUGUGGGGCGUCAGCACCAUGCUCCCUGCGGCUGUAGCGCCUACUCGCCCGCCCCCCGGGCUGCGCCAGCGUUUGAACUGUGUAUUUAAAGCGUGUGUGAGAGAGAGCGAGAGAGCGGCUGUGAUACCAUGUCUCAGCACCUGUCGCAUUUCAGCUGCUGCCCAAGGAGCCCUGUAGGCUGCCUCUGGGGCCUGUUCUGGGCGGGUGCUGGAGUCUGAUUCUGCCAGCUAAUGCGGCGCUAGCGUCUGCACAGUGCUUGGCGGUGGAGCCAGAGGCUGGUGUGUGUCUGGGGUGGGAGGCAGCAUGUUCCAGUCCCCAGAGGAGAGUUGGGCGGAACCCGUGUGUUUGUUCUCCGUGACUCUGCACGGAUGCUCAGUUCUGACCAGACAGCGGCUGGGGGGGAAGGGAUGUGGCACCGCUACCCCCCAGGCUGGGGAGUGCUGUGCCCAUGGGAGCUAGGGCUGCAGGGCAGCGAUUUCCACUGCCUCAGGUACUGGGCUCAUUUCAGCUGGAGCUUUAAAUGCUACUGACCAUGGGGCAAAAUCCCUGGCGGUGAAAAACUACUGGAUCUGCUGGAGUUACUUGAAAUCCUCCCUGGAGAGGGUGGCCGAGCCGGCCGCGGUGCCUGUCAAUGGGGAGGUGAGCGGAGAACCCGGUGUGUCCCCCAGAAGCAAUGCCCUGGCCAUCCCUGCCCCCUUCGGGCUCAGGGAGAUUGGCGGCAGGGCGGUGGCACUGCCCUGGGCAUGGAUGGGAGAGCUGUGAUCUUCCGGGCGGGGGGGGGGGUGCAAGCUGUGCAGAGUAGAAGGGGCUUGUAUUAAUUUAGAUGGAAUAGCAGGACCCAAAGAGUCACGGGUGUUAACAAGACCCUGUCACUGUCCAACUCUAAGCAGUGUCAAACGAGGUCUGGGUUUGGCAUACAGAGACCUCGGCCUGCUUCGCACCAUGGCAAACAACCUUGAAAAUCCUUCGGACCUUGUGUUAAAGAGACGAGACAAGGAAAAGCAGAUAAAGCCUUGCCCUGGGAAGUGUUAAAUAGGGUUUUCAUGUUAGCACCCCCCUGUUUGCUGUCCCUAUAGCUGGAGAGAUUUUAGCUGGAACCCCCCCUCCUGCCAGUCUCGCAGCCAGAGAGAACUGUCCUGCUGGGGAAAGGAGGCGUGAGCCGAGCUGGGUGCAGCUGUCGUUGCUGUUAUUCCUGUUCUGCUUCCUAAGGAGACAAGACAAGACGAACACACACAAAAGGGGAGGGAAAGGAACAGCAAAGAGACAAUGCAACCUCUGUCUCCAGUGCUGACUUCUGAUAACCUCGCUGGUGGAAAAACCCUGGCACGGCACACGGGCUGCCCAGCCCCGGUGAGCCCCAGCAAACUCGUUCCAGCGCUGGGCUGGGCGGGGCGGGGCGCUGCUUUUCUGCUCCCAGCGUGUGCAGAAUAGACCGUCUCGGCCAGCUAAGCCCCGGGGGAGGGGGAGAGGAAAGAAUAAAUAAGGUGGGGAAGCGAAAGGACCCGGGGGGAGGGAGGAGAUGAAUUCUCACAUCCCGGGUGGGGGUUACCCUGGCACUGGCAGAGGUGUUGAUGUCAUGUGGGUCCCUCUUCCCAGCCUGGUCAGGACCUCUCUCAGGAUUAGGGUGACAAAUGCCCAGGGUGCCAGGAGACGGGGUGGCAGCCAUGAGGGUGAAGCUUACUCCAGUAGCUAAUUUUUCUCCCCACUGUCUCUUUAAGGACCCCCUCAAGGGAGUGGUGGGCAGAAUAACUCAUCCCCUUGUUAUUUUGUCUGCCAAUUAGGCCUAGUUUCCUACACACCAGUUCUGGUUCCCUGAUUGCUGGGUGCACACGUCUCUUGUUCACCCGGCAGGAUCUUAACACAAUCCUUGAGUUACACCAAUAGGCCUCUUGGUUAGACUAACUCGGCCUUUCUGUCGCCCAUUGCACCUUUCCCAGCAGCACCUGUUCUAGGUGAUUGGGAGAGCUUAGAACUCGUGCACUUGGCACAGCUGAGCUCACCAUUCAGGAACAUUUGUGGGCCCAGUUAUCCCAAUGGGGCCAAUCUGCUUCAGUCCAGGAACCCCCACGGCAGCUCCUGGGGCCCGGAUUCCUGAGUGCGCAUGUGACAGCAGCAGAGCCACAUGUGUCUUGGGGCUGGACGGUAGGACUGAGGCAGCUGUUUCCCUCCAUAGAGCCCUGGGCUGGUGCGUGGGGCGAGCUGGGCCACGCUCCAGUCGGUUGGGGCCUUUGCACCGUGCUCAGCCGUAGCAAUGGCUGAUCUGUGCUCAUCUGGCAGCCGCCCUACACGGGAGGGCAGGGAGCAAUGGGAGCUGCCCGUCGCCCUCUUCCCUGCAAUGGGAACCUCCACCCGGCAUGUUCUUUGGGCUCCCGAAAGGAGAUUUCUUCUGUUUCGAAGCCACCUGCUCUAGACGUUGAAGGCUGAGCCGGCCGGCGGCUGUGUGUGCAGCUGGGUGUUUUCUGUCCCUGCCAGUCACCACUCCACUCUCUCUCUUUCAAGGCUGCUUUGUUUUAUGGUGGAGGGAUUGUACCGUAAUAAACGUUGCUGCUCCUCACCCCA
Molecule: messenger RNA, 5358 nt
Organism: Mauremys mutica (yellowpond turtle)
Lineage: Eukaryota; Metazoa; Chordata; Testudines; Geoemydidae
Gene: VPS9D1
Product: VPS9 domain containing 1
Exons: 15
Coding region: 317-2059 (580 amino acids)
Biological process (GO): vesicle-mediated transport
Cellular component (GO): endocytic vesicle; cytosol
Molecular function (GO): small GTPase binding; guanyl-nucleotide exchange factor activity
Source: RefSeq, a predicted model, not a curated record